CCUCCUCGCCAUCACGUUUCUCUUCUCUCCGCAGAUUGUGUGUUUGCAUAAAGCCGAACUAUCGCCGGAGAUUGGCCGGAACAGAGUGAAUCGGAAAUACAGAAGCGUCUCCUCUGGACAGGAAUGGGAUUCAUUUCCCUUCAGGAGAGAGUCCGGACCGGGUCAGGCCCAUAUCGUUCCUGGUCUAAUUUCCUGUUUCAGCAGCAUCCCCCUCGCCUCUCGCCUCUCCUGACGCCAGAGCAGCCCACCCGCCGGGAGGGGCUGAAUGGCAGCAGCGCGUUUCACACUCAACGCAGGCCCGUAACGGAGACGACGCAGGGAGACACAAACAACAAUCGGAGAAAAGUCCCAACCGCCAGCAGCACUUAUCACCAUGGCGACCAACAGGGAGCACCAUGUGCGUCACAUGACUGGCUUCCCCCGAGCUAUGUACCCGUUCACCUUUAACUCCAUGCGUAGCCACUCCCCCUUCGACCUGCUGGCCAGUAGCCACCUAUUCGGCCGGUUCGGGACGGACCUUCCCAAAGAGAUGGCUGCAUUGUCGGUGGAGACCCAGAGCACCAGCUCAGAGGAAAUGGUCCCCAGCUCUCCUUCUCCUCCUCCUCCGCCCCGCAUCUACAAGCCGUGCUUUGUGUGCCAAGACAAGUCAUCUGGUUACCACUAUGGAGUGAGCUCCUGUGAGGGCUGCAAGGGUUUUUUUCGGCGCAGUAUCCAAAAGAACAUGGUGUAUACAUGCCACAGAGACAAGAACUGCCAGAUCAACAAAGUGACCCGCAACCGCUGCCAGUACUGCCGGCUGCAGAAGUGCUUUGAGGUUGGCAUGUCCAAAGAAGCGGUGCGUAAUGACAGGAACAAAAAGAAGAAGGACGUAAAGGAGGAAGUGGUGCUGCCAGAGAACUACGAGCUGAGUCGAGAACUAGAGGAGCUGGUCAACAAAGUCAGCAAAGCUCACAAAGAGACCUUUCCAUCUCUGGGACAACUCGGAAAAUACACCACAAAUUCAAGUGCUGACCACAGAGUACAGCUGGAUUUGGGCCUGUGGGAUAAGUUCAGUGAGCUGUCCACAAAGUGCAUAAUAAAGAUCGUGGAGUUCGCCAAGCGGCUUCCUGGCUUCACUACGCUCACCAUCGCUGACCAGAUCACCCUCCUCAAAUCUGCAUGCCUGGACAUCCUGAUGCUGAGGAUAUGCACUCGCUACACCCCGGAACAGGACACCAUGACUUUCUCUGAUGGCCUGACACUCAACAGGACCCAGAUGCAUAACGCUGGCUUUGGCCCUCUGACAGAACUGGUGUUUGCCUUUGCCGGCCAGCUGCUGCCUUUGGAGAUGGAUGACACAGAAACGGGUUUACUCAGCGCCAUCUGCCUCAUCUGUGGAGACCGCAUGGAUCUGGAGGAGCCACAGAAAGUAGACAAGCUGCAGGAGCCGCUGCUCGAGGCUCUGAAGAUCUACACCCGCCGCAGACGCCCAAACAAGCCUCACAUGUUUCCCCGCAUGCUGAUGAAAGUCACAGACCUCCGAGGAAUCAGCACCAAAGGUGCGGAGAGAGCCAUCACACUGAAGACUGAGAUCCCGGGCCCCAUGCCUCCACUCAUCAGGGAGAUGCUGGAGAACCCGGAGGCCUUCGAGGACAGCAGUGACUCCGGAGACAGCGCUGCAGCCGCUCCCCCUGCGAUUCAAGCCAUCAAACAAGAGGAGAAGGCCACAGAUGAGUCAGCCGUUGAGGAGGAAGAGGAGGAGGAGGAGGAGGACGACUAUUGGGAUGAGGAGAAGGACCGAGGGGUGGACAGUGAUGGGGAGCUGUUGGUGGAGGCGGCAGCCAGCGCGCUAAAGAAAGGUGUAACUGGGAAAACGCAAUGAGAGAGACGGGAGGGCCGCCACGUCCUUCAGAUCAGAGGCCUCGUGGAAACCUCACAGAAUUAGGCUCUUAUACAACAACGGUGUUGAAUGCAGCGCCUACAAAUACUGUAAAUAUUGACUGAAAGGAAAGUAUGUUAAAUAGGAAGUAAGGAAUGAGCGAAGCAAAAGCACUAAAUGUAAGUGGAUUGAGCAGAGUGCCACGAAAGAUCACUGUGCCAAAAUGAGACUCAAAAAGAUAUUUGUGCACCAAAUGAGAUGUGGUAGACAGAAGACAAUGCACUCCUCAGCUAUCUAUAAGGGCUAUGCUUUUAAUACAAUUGAUGAUAAAAAAUACCUUGCAACAACAGAACUCUAUGUGGUGUCUGUUUUCCGCCAAUGUCUUCUGAGAAUUCCUUUUAUUACAAGUGAGAGAUUUGCGACUUAUUUUUUUAUUGUCUGCUUUUUCUAAGCGUGUAAACAUUUCUGUUCUGUCUUUUUGCAUGUCUGUGGGACUCCCUGUCUUUUUAUGGUAUAUUUUUCACUCAUUUGACUGGACAUUUAGUGAGUCCUUUUGCUUGCCUUUAAUGUUUGGCGAUACUUUGUUGUUAUACACAGUGGAAGCAAUUGCAAAGAGAGAGCAGGUCAUGACCGGGACUCUAGCUCACAAGAAGACAAGCAUGUGCUAUGGAAAGCCCCAAAGGGUAAAACAUUCAAAAGACAAUAAGGAGACGACUGUCUUUUCCGCUCUGGUGCUUGUGAUCAAAAUAAAAUGAUUAAUAACGCAAGACAAGGGUGGCAGGGUGUCUCAACCUUCUCCACAACAUUUUUUUUCAAAUAUUUAGACUAUAGAAUCUGCAGGGUAGAUCAAACGUCAGCACACAAUCUCAGGGUGAUUCCAUCAGGGCCACAUCUCAUCUGACACCAGUAUUCUUUCAGAAAUGCUCUGACGUUGCGCCAACAUCUUCAGCAACAAGUGGGAUUUUUAAAAGUGAAGUUGUUGGCCAUGAUGCACAUGACCUUUGUGAGCCCAUAAUAUUUUCAUUUUUUCUUAGAAGUGAUGUAUGAAUAAUCCAAAUGGACGUAACCCUUAAAAUCAGUUUACUUCACAGAAAAUGUCAGGUGAGUGUGUGUUUGUGUCUGUGCAUGAGUGUGUAACUAAGAGCAUUUAUCAAAAGCGAGUGCUGUGGAGAUGUCCGUCAUUACUGCCAUAAUCUACAGCGAGCAUUUACGCACAACUCCAAUAAUUACUAUCCUCAAAACGCACAAAAUGAAAUAACAUUUUUUCCCAAUUUCACUCACUCAAAGAUGUCUAUUGAAGAGGAGGAAAUUGAAUCGCGUGAUCAAUUAAAUGGGGUCACAACCACCUAACAUAAUAACCAACACAAUGGAAGACUUAACAUGUGGUGACGAAGCACACCGGUGUGUGUGUCCAUGGUUGCAUGGAUUUUGUAAAACGAUACUUAUGAUUUGUUUGUCAUUGAGGCUUUACAGCUUUUUGUAUGCAAGAUGUAUAAAAUCGACAUUAUCUAAUUAAUGAAAGACACUUCAUCUCGCUGCUGUUCAGCUGCAACUUGCUGAAGUAGUUUGUUGAUAUUAGGGAUGAAAUGAUACAGCCAAGGUGUGAUAUCUGAAGAAAA
Messenger RNA from Gasterosteus aculeatus aculeatus (three-spined stickleback), 3477 nucleotides. RefSeq names its product retinoic acid receptor gamma-B. NCBI's taxonomy places the organism in Eukaryota, Metazoa, Chordata, Actinopteri, Perciformes, Gasterosteidae. Gene Ontology annotation, cellular component: nucleus; transcription regulator complex. The record is from RefSeq and is a predicted model, not a curated record. Gene Ontology annotation, molecular function: nuclear glucocorticoid receptor binding; nuclear receptor activity; RNA polymerase II cis-regulatory region sequence-specific DNA binding. Gene Ontology annotation, biological process: cellular response to corticotropin-releasing hormone stimulus; retinoic acid receptor signaling pathway; regulation of transcription by RNA polymerase II.